AUAUAUUCCUCGGCUCUUAUAUUUGCCCCAGAAGCAAGUAUAGUACGGAAAGCUUUUGUAGACGAAAUGCCAGGGUGGAUUAAGUUAUUGUUAAAACGGGAAGACGACUGGGAUGCUUGCCGCAGCGUGCUCGAGGGCCAUACCUCCUGCGUCAACGCCGUCGCCUUCUCGCCAGACGGCCAGCUGGUCGCGUCCGCCUCUCACGACAACACAGUGCGGGUGUGGGAGGCGGCGACGGGGUCGUGCCGCAGCGUGCUCGAGGGCUAUACCUCCUGCGUCAGCGCUGUCGCCUUCUCGCCAGACGGCCAGCUGGUCGCGUCCGCCUCUCACGACAACACAGUGCGGGUGUGGGAGGCGGCGACGGGGUCGUGCCGCAGCGUGCUCGAGGGCCAUACCUCCUGCGUCAACGCCGUCGCCUUCUCGCCAGACGGCCAGCUGGUCGCGUCCGCCUCUCACGACAACACGGUGCGGGUGUGGGAGGCGGCGACGGGGUCGUGCCGCAGCGUGCUCGAGGGCCAUACCUCCUGGGUCAACGCCGUCGCCUUCUCACCAGACGGCCUGUCUAUCCAAACAAAUGGCGGUGAUAUUCUCUUGCAUGUUCCUACUACGCCAUCGCCCUCGUUCCAAAGAGCGCGGCCGUCUCAUAUCUUUGUACAAGACCAGUGGAUUUCUUUGAACCAACAGCAGUUGCUAUGGCUUCCUUUUGAAUAUCGACCGACUUGCGCUACAGUUAACAGAAACGCAGUCUUUUUAGGGCAUUCUUCAGGUCGUACUACGUUCCUUAAAUUUCGUAUAUAG
Molecule: messenger RNA, 798 nt
Organism: Mytilinidion resinicola
Lineage: Eukaryota; Fungi; Ascomycota; Dothideomycetes; Mytilinidiales; Mytilinidiaceae
Product: WD40 repeat-like protein
Exons: 1
Coding region: 67-798 (243 amino acids)
Biological process (GO): negative regulation of transcription by RNA polymerase II
Cellular component (GO): transcription repressor complex; nucleus
Molecular function (GO): protein binding
Source: RefSeq, a predicted model, not a curated record